ACUUGUCAAUGUUUGCAAAAUAAUUAACAGAUGUUUAUUCAAUUCAAUUGUUUAUCCAAGUCUUUAUCUCGACCUCAAAUUUAUUUUUUUUUUUCUGUUUAAAUUUUACAAAUAAUAUAAAUUAAUUCACAAAAACAAAAAAAAAACAAAAACAAACUGCAGGAUUUUUUUAAGAACAAAUUAUUGUGAAUUUUUAAUUUUUAAUAUUUUAAUAAUAUUACUCAUAAAUAAUAAUAUUUAAAUAAAAUAAAACAGCAAUACAUUGGUUGUAAAAAAUAUUUUUUUUUUUUAUUACAAACUGUGAGGAAAAACUGGGUAUAAAAAAAGGAAGUGAAAAAAAUUUAUCCUCAGUUCGGUUUCAACAGACUCAAGAAUAUAUUUUAAUUUUUUUUCUGGUUAAUUAAAUAAUAUAAAAAUGCGUUUUAAAGCAGCAAUGAUUGUUGUAUUAUUUUUUCUUCUUGGACUAAGCAUGGCAUCUUCAUCAAUCCAAGUCCAGCCAUGGGGUAAAAUUGAUAAUCAACAAGUUAAACUUUACACAUUGAAAAAUGACAAAGGCCAAGAAGUUGAUGUAUUAAAUUAUGGUGCAACAAUAAGAGCCAUAAGAACACAAGAUAAACAUGGAAAACUUGAAGAUGUUGUUCUUGGUUUUGACAAUAUAGAAGGAUAUCUUGGCAAGGAUAAUGCUUAUUUUGGUGCAACUGUUGGAAGAGUGGCAAAUCGUAUAGGAAAUGGAGAAUUCCACUUGGAUAAUGUUGAUUAUGUUGUAUCAAGAAAUAUUGGUAAUGAUACACUUCAUGGAGGAUUCAAAGGAUGGAAUUCAAAAAUUUGGGAAUCAGUUGUGCGUAAUAAUUCACUGGUAAUGACUCUACUCAGUGAUGACAAUGAUGAAGGCUUUCCAGGUGCUGUUAUUGCAACAGCAAUAUUUAAAUUGACCAACAAAGGUGAACUUGUUAUCGAAAUGAAAGCUUGCACAACAAAAGCAACCCCAAUUAAUCUAACCAAUCAUAGUUAUUUUAAUCUUGCUGGUCAGGGUACAAAUUCAGCUGAACUUUAUAAACAUUCAAUAAUGAUCAAUGCAAAUUCUUGGACAGUCACAAAUGCUGAUAGUAUUCCAACUGGUGAAAUACGUUCUGUUGAAAAAAGCAUAAUGGAUUUGAGAAAAUCUACAACAAUUGGUGAUGUUAUUGAUAAAGUACCAGGUGGUGGUUAUGAUUACAAUUAUUGCUUACCAAAAAAUAAUGAUAAAACAUUAGAAGAAAUAUUUGUUGCAUCUGUUAUUCAUCCAGGAUCAGGAAGAACAUUAGAUGUUUAUUCUAAUCAACCUGGUGUACAAUUUUAUACUGCUAAUCAUUUACCAGAUUAUAAUACAACUGGUAUUAUUGGAAAAAAUGGAGCACGUUAUUUUAAACAUGGUGCUUUAUGUUUGGAAACACAAAAUUAUCCAGAUGCUGUUAAUCACGAUAAUUUUCCAAAUAGUAUUGUAAGACCUGGUGAUAUUUAUCAUCACAUUGUUACAUAUAAAUUUGGAGUUGAAAUAUAAUUAUUACUGGAUGUCAUCAAUGAUUUAUCAAAAGAAAUGCAAUCGAUUUUUGAUUAUUAAUUAUGGUUAAAUAUUAUCAUAUAAAUAAAUAAUAUUUUCACUUGUAUUAUUAUACUGUUAUUAUUUUAUUUUUAUAUUUACAUAUCACUCAUUUUACAUUUUAGAUACAUUGUUAUAAUGUUGAAUAACAAAACAAAAUAAAUUAGAUAUAUCUAAAUGAAAAACUA
Messenger RNA from Aphidius gifuensis, 1767 nucleotides. Its product is annotated as galactose mutarotase. The transcript is spliced from 4 exons. Gene Ontology annotation, biological process: beta-D-galactose catabolic process via UDP-galactose, Leloir pathway; glucose metabolic process. Gene Ontology annotation, molecular function: aldose 1-epimerase activity; carbohydrate binding. The record is from RefSeq and is a predicted model, not a curated record. Bases 416 to 1540 code for a protein of 374 amino acids. NCBI's taxonomy places the organism in Eukaryota, Metazoa, Arthropoda, Insecta, Hymenoptera, Braconidae.